GUCUGCGGGUUCCUGGUGAGAUCCGGAGGUCUGCAGGUCCCUGGUGGGAUCCGGAGGUCUGCAGGUCCCUGGUGGGGUCUACGUCCGGAUCCCGCAACUCGCAGCCCAGCUCAGCGCUCGGAUCGCGAAGCGCCGCCCCGCGCGGUCCGCCCCCAGGAGGAGCCACCUUAACUGGCUGGACCGAUAUCGAAAGGAGAAACGCCAGAGAGCCGAACCGAAGCAGCGCCGGACCCAUGGCUGACUCAGGGAAGGACGAUGUCCGAGGAUCUGUUGAAAUAGACAGCAAACCGGAAGGCGAAAGCAAGAACAUCUGUGAAACUGAUGCGCUUCCUGGCCGACGCAGCAUCGGCAUGGACCCUGCCGAGGAGUACCAGAUGAAUCACCGCAAGAGGGGGCUAGCCCUCAUCUUCAACCAGGAGUGGUUUUUCUGGCAGCUGCGCCUGCCUGAACGUACUGGUACCAACGCUGACAAGGCCAACCUGGUCAAAAGGUUUGCAGAACUGGGAUUUGAUGCCAAGUCUUACGAUAACCUGAAAGUGGAAGAAGUUAUGAAUAUUCUUCAGAAAGCUGCGCGAGACAACCACGUCGACUCGGACUGCUUCGUUUGCGUCUUCCUGAGCCAUGGCGAGAACGACCACAUCUACGCUUACGACGGCCAGAUCCGCAUUCGGGACAUCACCGCCCUCUUCAAGGGGGACCAGUGCAAGAGUCUGGUGGGGAAACCCAAAAUCUUCAUCCUCCAGGCAUGUCGUGGUGACAAGCAUGACGACCCAGUAACCCCCAUGGAAGAGGUGGACAAUCCCAACCAGGUGGUGGUGGACGCUGGUGUCUUCUACACCCUCCCAGCUGGAGCCGACUUCCUGAUGUGCUACUCGGUGGCUGAAGGGUACUACUCCCACCGGGAGACCGUCAAUGGCUCCUGGUACAUCCAGGACCUCUGUGACCUGCUUCGGGAAUAUGGCCAGUCGGUGGAGUUCACCGAGCUGCUGAUGCUGGUGAACAGGAAGGUGUCGAUGCGCAGUGUGGGACGAUGUGCCGACCGCAAUGCCAUCGGCAAGAAGCAGGUGCCCUGCUUCUGCUCCAUGCUGACCAAGAAGCUCUACUUCCGGCCCAGGAAAGUCUAAGCACAACCAGAGAGGGGGGGGGGGGGGGGGGGCUUUCAGCUGUGCGGGAGGCCUUUGAUCAGUGAGCCGUGCUUCCAGUACUUGAUGAUCUCAUAAUUUUAUAGCGCUAAUCGUUGCAGUAGGCAGCUUUAAAAUUCUUGAGAGCAACCAGCUUGUGACUUUAUUAAUAGUUUGAAUAAUUUUAGUGAUUUUUACUUCGUAUUUCGCUGUUUAUUUGUGAGCAUACGCUUUCCAAAUAUGCAUAUCCAGUUCAGAGUGGGAUCCCGUGGGUUUGUGGGGUGAAACAUUAAGCAAGGUGCAGACUUAAAACACAUUUUAAAAAUAGCAAUAGCGAUUACCAAUGGUGAGGGACAUAUUCACCAUUCCAGUUAGUCUUAAAAACUUCCUUCCUCUUUGUUAGUGCAGAAAUUCAAAUAUGUGUACUGGAAGUCUAGCAGGAAAAACCUGCUUUUCAGGUGAAUGUCUGAGUACAUGAAGCAUCUACUUAGAAAGAGGACGACAGCAUUAGCAAAGAUUGUUUGUUUUGUACAUUUGCAUGAAAAGCAGGGACGUAGCUUUUCAGCACUGGCAGGAGUCUACGCCCUUGAUUAAAAGGAAAAUAGUUAAGAUAAGUGUUUUUGCUUCUGAAAGAUGGUUAUUUUGAUUAUACUCACGGAAGAACGGCACAGGCUGCUGCAGUGACAUGUAACCGACGUCGUUUCUGAGUCGGCUGCCUGGAGCUCUUAUCUUAGAGGAACCUGUGUAGGAAGUUAGCCGGGAAAAGCUAGCAGGUGAACAGCUGCUGAAAACUAGCUCCUCUCUGGCAGUUUGCUCACUUUCAAACUGAUGUUGCAUCAGGACAUCUGGGUCGGACGCCCGUUUUCACCGUGGUGUUAGUCAGCUCAGCCUCAAGCAGCCAUGUCUUUCCACGUCAGCUCGUAAACUCAUCAGUCUGCAUGCAUCGUGUGUCUUCAAAACAUUCCAUUUAGCUUAUCUUUAGAUGUUCGGUCGACAUUCUCUUCGGGAUCCUCUGGACCUACAGUUGGAUUCCUGUGUCUUGGUGCUUUUUCGGCUUCAUGAAGAGGCCUCCUGACUUGGGUGCAGUCUGCAUGGAACGUGGCUAUUGGACUGUUUAUUUUCAAAACUUUGUACUUGAUUUGUAAUAACUACUUUUUAUUCUGUAAAACUUUUAUAUGGGUGUAUAAAGGGAUUGAUUAGAACUGAGAGAUUGAUUUUUACACUAAUGCUUUUGUAUGAUCCAGUUUCAAAAUAAAAAGUAUGAAUUUUCAAUAA
This is a messenger RNA of Brienomyrus brachyistius, 2396 nucleotides long. RefSeq names its product caspase-6-like. Gene Ontology annotation, cellular component: cytoplasm. The record is from RefSeq and is a predicted model, not a curated record. The transcript is spliced from 8 exons. Gene Ontology annotation, biological process: proteolysis; apoptotic process. The coding region runs from base 234 to 1124 and encodes 296 amino acids. Lineage: Eukaryota; Metazoa; Chordata; Actinopteri; Osteoglossiformes; Mormyridae.